AUGCCCCGCUCGCUCGCGCCUCACGACGCAUUGGCUAGCAUACGGUGGAUCGUCGAGGACAUGAAGCCUCACCCAUGGGUGCACUACGAGGCGUACGUGAAGCGCACCGGCCUGUUAGUGACGGCGUCGAAGGUGUCGAGCGCGCCGCAGGGCGCUCCUUUAGUAUGGUACAUGGCAGUUUGGGCGUCGACGGAGCAGCAGGCGAUGGACUUAGAGCGGUACGUGGAGGAUCUGUUCGAGGAAGACGGGCGGGAUGACAAGCGGUGUCAAAAGGCUGCCUGGCCCAUUCACAAGAAGAUCUGCAAGCAGAACCAAGAGUCGUACGCUCUUGCCGAGACAUCCUCGGAUGAGCUGUUCAAAGCUCUGCACGAGUUCCGACGCACACACGAGCUCGUCAUGAUCGAUGCUGCCAAAGAGCGGGAGGACGUGGUAGUCAUCAACCUACGACCCCGGCCCAAUGCCCAACACGUACGGCCCGAGACGCGCUUCUAUGUCACGGAUGCCCAGCUUGAGACUCUAUCUUCAUCUGCCACCCUCUUUGAAUGGGACAUCGAGAUGAUGCGCACCAGGCUACAGGCUUGCAGGGAGUUGAUGUCGAAGGGUUACGGGCCAUGUGGCUCUCUGUUUGUCGUCGCGCACGUCGUUGGUUUUGAUAUUUCGGAGAUUAUGACGCCCGCGUUCCUGUUGGACAAACCGGGGUAUCUGAAGAGUGCAUGGAAAGAGUAUCUCUUUCAUAUGCUGAACGAGGGUGGCGUUAAUGUAGGAUGA
Molecule: messenger RNA, 768 nt
Organism: Fomitopsis serialis
Lineage: Eukaryota; Fungi; Basidiomycota; Agaricomycetes; Polyporales; Fomitopsidaceae
Exons: 4
Coding region: 1-768 (255 amino acids)
Source: RefSeq, a predicted model, not a curated record